GCCACCUAUCAGGACUAUGCAGACGUCUUUGACGAAAAGGAGGCAGACCAGCUACCCCCGCAUCGGCCCUACGACUGUGCCAUCAACCUCAUCCCCGACGCUCCGUUACCCUCAGGCCGCCUUUACCCAAUGGCAGAACCGGAGCUGGCUGCGCUGAGGGACUAUUUGGACAAAAAUCUGGCCAGAGGGUUUAUUCGGCCCUCUACGUCUCCUCUGUCUUCCCCAGUCCUCUUUGUGAAAAAGAAGACAGGAGACCUCAGGCUCUGCAAUGACUACAGGGCCCUGAACAAAAUCACCAUACGGGAUAGGUACCCCCUCCCGUUGAUCCCUGAGCUCAUGGACCGUUUGCGGGGAGCUCAAAUCUACACAAAGCUAGACCUGCGUGGCGCCUACAACCUGGUGAGAAUCAAGGCAGGAGAUGAAUGGAAGACCGCCUUUGGUACCCGCUAUGGCCAAUAUGAGCACUUGGUCAUGCCCUUUGGCUUGACCAACGCCCCUGCAGUGUUCCAACGCUUUAUGAAUGACAUCUUCCGUGACCUCCUCGACCGCUUCGUGGUAAUUUAUUUAGAUGACAUCCUGAUCUUUUCCGCCACCGUGCCUCAACACAUUGACCACGUAAGGCAAGUGUUGCACCGCCUGCGCACCCAUGGACUCUAUGCGAAACUAGAAAAAUGCGAGUUUCAUCGUAAGUCUGUUGAGUUCCUGGGGCAUAUUAUCUCCCCUGAAGGCACGCUGAUGGACCCCAAGAAGGUGGAAGCCAUUCUCCAAUGGCAGCCUCCCCAAAACCGGAAGGAUGUUCAACGCCUCCUGGGGUUCUCCAACUACUACCGCCAAUUUAUACCCGCCUAUGCCGACCUCACCAAGCCUCUGACCCGUCUCCUUCGCCUGAAGGAACCCUUCCGAUGGACCCCGGAAGCUGACCAAGCCUUCGCCAUUUUGAAGCAACGUUUUGCGACCGGCCCCCUCCUGCGAUACCCUGACCCGAACCUUCCUUUUGUAGUGGAAGCUGAUGCCUCUAGUGUGGCCUUAGGGGCCGUUCUAUCCCAGAGAGCGGAUCCCUCUCAGCCGUUGCAACCCUGUGCCUAUUACUCCCGGCAACUCUCCUCAGCCGAACAGAACUACACCAUCUGGGAAAGAGAGUUACUGGCCAUCAAGACCGCCUUCGAGGUUUGGCGUCAUCACCUCGAAGGGGCCCGUCAUCCAGUACAGGUACUCACAGACCAUCGCAACUUGGAGCACCUCCAAACCACUCGCCGGUUGAACCAGCGCCAGAUUCGUUGGUCCCUCUUUUUCUCGCGGUUCAACUUCACGAUUUCCUACAUUCCACAGACGCAAAACCAAAAAGCCGACGCUCUGUCCCGCAAACCGGAAUAUACCCCAACGUCGAAAACGGAAGCACCUGACACCAGUAUCCUACCACCUAACGUCUUCGCCGCAGCUCCCGAACCUGCAUCCCUCGCUGAGGACAUUCGGGCCAGUCAGGCUACAGACCCUUGGGCUCAACAACGCCUUCAGGAGGUACAACAAGGGGAUUCCAAAGACCUAACGGUCAAAGACGGCGUACUCUAUCAUCGGGACCGGGUCUAUGUUCCUCCCGGACCCCUGCGAGCCCGCAUCCUGCGCCUCACCCACGAUGCACCUCCAUGGCCCCGGUUUCGGGCCGACGUUGACCAGUAUGUGAGCACGUGUGAUGUCUGCCGCCGGGCCAAGGAGGUUCCUGCCAAGCCCUCCGGCCUCCUUCGUCCGCUCCCUGUCCCAUCGAGCCCUUGGGAAAUCAUCUCGAUGGACUUCAUCGUCGAUCUUCCCCGCUCACACGGACAUUCUUGUAUCUUUGUGGUGGUGGAUCUCCUCACAAAGAUGGCGCACUUCGUUCCUUGUCCGAAAAUCCCCACCGGGCCGGAAACUGCCCAGCUCUACCUCCAUCACAUCUUCCGGCUACAUGGGGCCCCAGCACAGAUCAUAUCAGAUCGAGGCCCGCAAUUCUCUUCCCGCUUCUGGCAGGCAUUGCACCAGGGACUGGGGACGGAGGUUCACCUGUCAUCCGCGUACCAUCCCCAAACCGACGGCCAGACGGAGAGAACGAAUGCCACUCUUGAACAAUAUCUCCGCUGUUAUACCACGUACCAACAAGACAACUGGUACUCCUUGUUACCUUUGGCCGAGUUCGCCUACAAUAACGCGGUGCACUCGUCCAUCCAAGUCACCCCAUUCGCAGCCAAUUAUGGAUAUAACCCCCGCUUCUUCUUGCCCGUUGAACCCCCAUCUGACGUUCCUGCUGCAGAUGCCAGGAUCCAAGAGCUCCAUGCACUUCACGAACUCCUUCGGGAGCAAUUACAACAUGCCAAGGAAGCCUAUAAACGGGCAGCGGACCGCCACCGACAGGAAGGGACACCCCUGAAAGUCGGCGACCUCAUCUGGCUCUCCACCCGGUACCUCCGCGCUCCUGGCCGCUGUGCCAAGCUCAACGCUCGCUUCAUUGGGCCCUACAAAAUAGACGCCCAGAUCAACCCUGUAGCCUUCCGUCUUGUUCUACCAGACCAUCUCAGGAUUCACCCCGGUUACAGUAUUCAAAAUAUCACAUCUCAGGUUUGGGAGUAUUAUCAAGUUUCCAUCUGCUGUGAUCUAACAGUGAUAUCUUAA
Messenger RNA from Gekko japonicus, 2640 nucleotides. RefSeq names its product retrotransposon-like 1 (gene RTL1). NCBI's taxonomy places the organism in Eukaryota, Metazoa, Chordata, Lepidosauria, Squamata, Gekkonidae. The record is from RefSeq and is a predicted model, not a curated record. The transcript has 3 exons. Gene Ontology annotation, biological process: DNA integration. The annotation marks the transcript as partial. Gene Ontology annotation, molecular function: nucleic acid binding.